This is a messenger RNA of Priceomyces carsonii, 699 nucleotides long. RefSeq lists its product as uncharacterized. Gene Ontology annotation, cellular component: late endosome membrane; Golgi apparatus; endoplasmic reticulum membrane. The record is from RefSeq and is a predicted model, not a curated record. Gene Ontology annotation, biological process: endoplasmic reticulum to Golgi vesicle-mediated transport; vesicle fusion. The transcript has a single exon. Lineage: Eukaryota; Fungi; Ascomycota; Pichiomycetes; Serinales; Debaryomycetaceae. The coding region runs from base 1 to 699 and encodes 232 amino acids. Gene Ontology annotation, molecular function: SNAP receptor activity; SNARE binding.
AUGAAUUCGUUGUAUAACCAUGGCAUUAAGCAACAGCAACUUAUAACGAAGGAUUUAUCGCAAUUUGAGAAGAAUUUAUCCACUUCCCCCUUGUCAUUGCAAGGAUCUAUUACUACAUCGUUAACAGCAUUCAAGAGAACUGUGAAAGAAUUUAGUGACUUAGUGGAGCAGAGUAAAAGAGAUGAGAACAAUGGGAAGCAAGAAAUAAGAGCGGCCAAAUUCAAUCAGGACUUAAUUGAUUUCACAGAAAAAUUUGAAUCAUUAAAGAGACAAAGAGAUGCAUUGGUUCACACUUCCAAUAGACAAGAAUUAAUGGGCCGUCGACACCAUAGUAGCCAAAAUGAUAAUAGCAUUGCAUCUGAUAAUCCAUUUGAUCAACAGCAAAGUCAAGAACAGGCUCAGCAAUAUAUGUCGUAUGAAGAAGGGCUUUAUAAUGAAAAGCAAUCGCUCUCGCGAGGGACUCAGCAACUCGAUCAUAUCUUAGAGAUGGGUCAACAAGCAUUCGAGGAUAUAGUAGAUCAGAACGAAACAUUACGGAGGCUCCAAGUACGAUUUGAAGAAAGUUUGGUAACAUUGGGUGUUAGUCAAAGUACAAUUAGGUCUAUUGAAAAAAGAGCAAAGCAAGAUAGAUGGCUCUUUUGGGGUGGAAUUCUAUUAAUGUUCACCUGCUUUUGGUUUAUAUUAAAGCUAUUCCGUUAG